Bombyx mandarina (wild silkworm) is the source of this 3304-nucleotide messenger RNA. It is a transcript of the gene Reck, whose product is annotated as Reversion-inducing-cysteine-rich protein with kazal motifs. Gene Ontology annotation, molecular function: metalloendopeptidase inhibitor activity; protein binding. Gene Ontology annotation, biological process: extracellular matrix organization. Gene Ontology annotation, cellular component: plasma membrane. The record is from RefSeq and is a predicted model, not a curated record. Lineage: Eukaryota; Metazoa; Arthropoda; Insecta; Lepidoptera; Bombycidae.
AUGCGCUGGUUAAUUGGAGCUUCUGAAAAUAUGAAGCACGGCAAGAGGGGCGGAGGCCGGGCCCGGUGGGAAUCCAGGCUGCUCGUUGCUGCUAUUGCGUUGGCUUUUGUAAAUGCUCAAGAUAUAUCAAUAUGUUGUGAUAAAGCGGACAAAGCUGAAGGAACAUGUCGCAGCGUAUGUGAGAAGAUGUCCCAGCUCAAUAUGACGACAGACAGAUCUGUUAUAGAGCAAAGCACGCCGAAUAUUUACAAAUUUUGCGGUCAUCACUUGACAGAGUUCUGGAUUUGCAUGAAUCAAACAAUACAAGAGGUGGUGUCGGGAACAGGGUGGUGGGGUCAAGUGUGCUGUCAAUUGAGCCGAUCAUCGGAAUGUCGGGCUGCGUGCGCUAGUGCUUUGGACGCGAAAGCCCUCACCGAAUCCUGUCGUCGAUCUGACGAAAUAGCAAUGUUCGACUGCAUGGAUAAACAACAGGAGGCUCAGUGGUGCUGUUCACAGACGCAGUCUGUGUCGUGUCACGAAGCGUGCCAGAAAGUGUUGAGGAGGCUUGGACACUCGCGCAUCGACGGCGACGCGAAGGAAGCAGCGGUUGAUGCUUGUGAACAAUCACCAGAGCUACUGCACUGCCUCAGAGACUUGACGUCUUCUACGGUAGUUGGAGACACGUCUAAAUAUCUUCCAUGCUGCCAUGAAUCCGAUUCUCAAAGCUGUCGAAGUACUUGUGAGUCUGUGUUGCGUCGGACCAGUGACAUAGAAGAGAUCGUAGAGGCAUUGGGCCAAGACUGUGGAGCUCCCGCCAUACAUAAUGUACUGUGGCAAUGCUUUUUGAGGAAAGAUGCACCGACUGACACCAAGGAUCUGAUUCCGAGGGACGUUGCGAAUUUGCAUUGUUGUUUAAAGGCGAAAUCAGCAACGUGCAAGGAACUGUGUUUCCACACAUUCAAUAAGGGGUCGCAGGAAAAAUGGGAUAUGUUUGACUUACAGUGUUUAGACAAUUCACAGGAGACAAUGUUGUCGCAAUGCCUCGAGGAUGUGCGUACUCCAUGCUCGCUGGGAUGCUCCAGUCUCACGUACUGCAGUCAACUGAACGACCGUCACACGACCAUGUUCAGGUCUUGUAACGUGCGCGCCGACUUGGACGCACACUUGUCGAUGGCCGAACAAGAAGGCCGCAGAACGCUGCAAGUGGCCGGUAUGCAUUUACCAGUGAAAAACUCAAGCGAGUGCUCGACAGAUCUGUGGAAAAGCGUUGCGUGCGUUUUACACGUGAAGCCUUGCACCACCAAGGGUUUAAGUAGUCUUUUGUGCGAAGAAGAUUGCGUGCAGAUGUUAUCGUCGUGUGUGGAUUGGGCACAGUUCAAGUUGCCGUACACAGCUAAUACGCUGUGCGCCCGGAUUGUGCCGCAGUCCAACACGACCAACUGUGUGUCCUUGCAACAGUACAUGAAGCCCAGUACGAGCAGGUUGGCGGCGCCCGCGUCUCGCCCGUGCGCCGGCGCCCCGUGCGGCCGCGCACAGUUGUGCCGCGCUGACCGGAACUGUGCGCUCGCCGUCGCCUCUACUGCCGCUGCCUGCCGCAGCUACCACUGCCUCGACGGGUGCCCGCUCGGAGAAGGAAAUUCUUACGUGGUGCCCAUCGGGGCGUGGGUGAGGGUGUUCAUGUCGGAUUUAUCUCACGGCCUGUGCUUCAAGAUCUGCAAGUGCGAAGGGAAGGGCCUCACGAAAUGUCAGCCGCUCCCCUGCUUUAGCAUGCAGCACUGCUUCGUCAACAAUAAACUUAUCCUACACGGUGAGAAGUUUUACAUGGAGUGCAACGCGUGCGUGUGCGUGUGGGGCGAGCGCGUGUGUGCACGACGUGCGUGCGGCGCGAGGCGCGGCUCGCGACUGACGCGUCUCCCCUGCAACUGCCCGCCGCACCACCUCCCCGCGCACACCAACCACGCGCUCUACCCCAACGCCUGUCUCGCCAGGUGUGUGGGAGCGACGGACGCUGAGAUAGAGUUCGGCGUCCAGUCUCCAUGCGCCGGAGUCACGUGUCCGAGACGUCACGUGUGCGUGCCCUCCUCCAACGUAUGCCUGUCUCGUCUCCAAACAUCCUGCCCUCAACACGUUUGUGUGAAUACAACAGACUGCAAUUCGCAAGCCGCUAUGCCGGUGUGUGACACUGAUGGCAGAACACAUGCGAACCCCUGCCAUCUUGUGAUGAGCGGCAGGAAGAUGAGCUAUUUGGGACCGUGUCUUCGAGGAUGUUCCUCGUCCGUUGCCGUAUGCGGUGCGAAUGGCGUAACGUACGGUUCCGAAUGUGCCGCUUGGAGCGAGUACGUGAGCGUUGAUUACGUCGGCCCUUGUCUCGCAGUCGGAUAUAUAUCGGACCAAAUGGAGCCGAAAUGUACCUUCGAUAGAAUAGUCUGUCCAGCGUUGAAGAAGGACAACUGCCAAGGGUUCACGGCGCCGGGCGCUUGCUGCCCGAGAUGCGGUGGGGCAUUGCGGAUCUUGUAUUCGAAGAAACAAAUCGACCGAGCGCUUUACGGUACAAACAUAUCCGCGACCGUUGUUAAUCUCCACAAUGUAGUGCAAGGCCUAGAGAGACACAUCACUAUAGCCGAAUGCGCUCUGAGAGGCUAUUUGACCAUCGAAACGGAAAUAUUCGUUACGAUAGAAUCACUAAUUGAAAAUCCAACAGAUUUACAAUUGAAAAUGUGUAUUCUUGAGGCUGAGAAAUUGGCUGAUAUGAUUAAUUCGGAACAUCCUUUGAUAGCAGUUGAUUUGAGUCUGAGUGCCCUCUCUUACGCGUUAGUAGUUCACAAACACCCAACUAAAGGUUCGUCUACUAUAACUCUAUCCGUUUUCGUAUUAGUCUCUUCAUAUUUUAGUGUUUACGUAUUAAGAUAGUCAGGUGUUUGUUGUUUUUUUUUUUGUAAAUAUGUAAUUUGUACGCACAGUUGUAAAUAUUCUGAAAUACACACCAAAUAAUAUAGUGCCAUUGUAUAAUAGUCGAUGUUUUUGUAAACUAAACGAAUAUUUUAGCUUUGGUUUGCUUUAAUUUGAAUGAGAAGUAGAUUAUAUGUGACAUUGUAAUGGAGGAUAUGUCGUGAGUUCACGGUGCCAUGUUUGUUAAGAUCUGCAUUUUGGAAGGACAAAUAAACCUUUUUGUACAAAUGGAUUUAGAUUUUUAUAAAAGACAUUUUACAGUCUAUACCAAAUACGAUAAGAAUUAUGAUUUGUUAAUGAUUGUUAGAUUUUUAGUUAUAGAAUAUAUUUUGGAGUCUGUCUAAGAGCUUUAAGUGAAAGAUGAUUAAAACAUUGA